Manihot esculenta (cassava) is the source of this 1623-nucleotide messenger RNA. RefSeq lists its product as uncharacterized. Lineage: Eukaryota; Viridiplantae; Streptophyta; Magnoliopsida; Malpighiales; Euphorbiaceae. The transcript is spliced from 4 exons. The coding region runs from base 882 to 1211 and encodes 109 amino acids. The record is from RefSeq and is a predicted model, not a curated record.
UCACUGGAGAGGAGGUAUUACAUCAUGCCACAUGAUUAUUUAAUGAAUGCCACAAGAAAGGAGGUAUUAUCAUGCCUUGUGUUUGAUCUCACUUGCAUGCUCAUUUAUUUUAUUAUCUUGUCAUGCCAAAAAACUUACCUGUGGACUCUUGUUCUAUGUUGCAGUUUAUUUACUUUAUGUUGUAGUUGAUUUCACUGACAUUGUAAUUUAGCGAAUGUAAGCAAGAUAUAUUACUUAGAAGUGCUUCUUGGACAAUGUCCUUUUACCACUUAAGUUGUCCAUUUCAUUUGGUUUAAUUCCUAACCACCCAUGAAUUUUACUGAGAAGCAUGUACCAUGUCAUGUGGUUCAUUUCUAAACUAUAGGCAGCUAAAUAUUAAUUUUAAUUUGAAGGAUUAAUCUUAGCCCUAUACUUUCCUCUCUCAUUAACUGCUGCCGGAGUUUUAAUGUAAAGUGAGAUCCUCCUAUGAAGUGUGAAAUCAUCCUUUGCAGGGAUUCUAUGGACUUGAAUAAUGACAAAUUGAAGCCUGGAACUCAAAGCUAUUUCAAUAUCAUUUUGCUAUCUCUCUUAGAUUUCUAUACAUUAAAAUGUGUAAAAUAUUUUCAUCGUUAAUAUAAGAUACCUGUUCUAAAUAAAUUGAAAAUAUGAACUUGUUUAUUCUCAAAAUCAUAAUUAUGCAUAGAAAACAUAAACUGUUUCCAAUAACAUGCACUGAAAAUUUCUAGGAGGGAGAAAGUGGGGUGGGGAAGAGAAGGAAGGUCACAAAGCCAAAAAAAUUGUUGGGCAAUGUGGAGGCACCUUUUUAAGGAGGAAGACUAGGAUGAUGAUGAAGAGGAGGCAAAUUAAGUGGAGCUUGUCUCUUCUGCUGGCAUGUCUUAUCAAUGCCAAUUAAUCAAACUAGUUCCAUUGUCACAAGCGAUUCAAUGUUAUCAAGACACUGCUGCCACUGUUAUAACUAUGUUGCAUUGCUUCCCAACUUGGAACUGAGAGUGAUGAUAUUCUUGCAAUGUUGGCUAACUUCUGAGAGGGAAACCCACUUAUUCCAUGACCUGAAUGAGCAGGUUGAUGUCAAUCAUGGUGGUAACAAUGUGGUUAAUCCUCGUUUAGAUAUCUUUAUGCCCCUUCGAUUUGCUCUAUGGGAGUUGGUGGAUAUGAAAAGGUUCAAACUGGACGCUUGUAUGCUGAUGUGGGGUGUUGCAAGGUUCAGCUGAAUUGUAUUGUGCUCCUAAUCCUUUUAACUCUGUGGAGCUUGUCAAUGGAACAGCCGAAAUGCCCUAGAUACAUGAACAUGAGAAAUAUCCUCAGAAAUUCAAUCUCCUCUGUAAAAUUCUGGUUUUCUGAUUUAUUAUUGAAAUCUCUGUUCAUUAGGUGAUGUUCAUGGACCCAAUCAAUGGAUGAUUGACGCAACACAUGGCAGCUGAAUCGUAUCAAGUCCGAAUCAACCCUUCCAAUUUUUAGAUAGAUAGAUUUAGAAUUAUUCAUUAAAGUCCCUAAAAACUGUCCCCUCCUCUCCUACCUUUCCCUUUCAGUGCCAAUUACCGGAAAGGAAUUAUGAUUUUUGGCUAAGGAAAAAAAAGGGAAUUAUGAUUUUUAGAGGCAACAAUUCCAUGUUAUGGGAUUCAA